This is a messenger RNA of Dermochelys coriacea (leatherback sea turtle), 4894 nucleotides long. Its product is annotated as NACHT, LRR and PYD domains-containing protein 3-like. Gene Ontology annotation, cellular component: cytoplasm. The record is from RefSeq and is a predicted model, not a curated record. The transcript has 14 exons. NCBI's taxonomy places the organism in Eukaryota, Metazoa, Chordata, Testudines, Dermochelyidae. Bases 489 to 3794 code for a protein of 1101 amino acids. Gene Ontology annotation, molecular function: protein binding.
AAGAGGCUCUGCAAUGUGGCAGAAGGCAGCCAGCAGAUGGUGCAAGGGUUGAAAGUGAAACUGGAAGAGAAAGGAAAACAGGCUCCUAAAGAGGGGGGAGAGGGGAGCAUAACAAAACUUACUGAUGUGGACAGACGGCCUGGGAAAUCUUUGUUUGUUUGGGCUGGGUAAGGAUUUCGCACACGAGUCGCUUGCUCUUCCCAUGCUGAAGGAAGUUCGAAAGCACUGAGCCAGCUGCCUGAAACACUUUGGGCCUGACUCUUCUCUCGCUCCCACUGGUUUUACACUCACGUAACCUAUUGACUUCAGUGGAAUUAUUCCUGAUUGCCAGCAGCAUGAGAGGAGAAUGCAUCUUCAGCUUUGUUAUUCUGAGGAAAUAAAACUCAACGCUUGCUGAGCUGGCAAAUUUCAUUUUCAUUUGGCGUUCUUUCCGGUGAUGAAAACACACAUCUUGUGACCUGUACAGCAACUGACCUUCAUUGGGUGCAAUGACGAAAACAUACCAAGACAUCCUACUGAUGAUCUUGGAGGAGCUGGUAGAGGAACAGAGAAAGAAGUUUAAAUUGAAACUUGGUGACACUGAACUGAGGAAAGGCUAUGCAAACAUUCCCAAGGGACGUCUGGAGAAAGCUGAUGUAACAGACAUGGUUGAUCUGCUGAUUAGAUACUACCAAGAGGAGUAUGCUGUGGAGGUGGUGAUAAACGUGCUGGAUCAAAUCAAUGAUAAGUAUCUGGCUGAAAGGUUGAGAAGAAAGUCAGCUGAAGUAUGGAAAACCAGACCUGUUUCUGUAAAGCCCCCUGAUAUCGACCACAGAGCGAACUAUGUGGCCUCUGUGAAGGAAAAAUUUAGAAGAGUGAAGGAUUAUAAUUCCAGGCCAGGAGAAUGGGUGUCUUUGGAAGACCGCUACACAAAGCUCUUUAUAGUAAAAAAACACCAUCAAGCAGAAGAUAAAGAACAUGAGCUAUUGUCUAGAGGAAAAAGACACAUGGAGAUCAUGAGGAAGCCGAGAAGCUUUGCGGAUUCCCAUGUUAAUGUGGAACAUCUUUUUGACACAUUAUCAGAUGGCACAAUAACCAGAAAAGUGAUCUUACAAGGAAUAGCAGGGAUUGGAAAGACCGCUACAGUUAGCAAAAUUAUGUACGAUUGGUCAUCUGGCAGGCUUUACCAGGGCAGAUUUGAUUAUAUUUUUCAUUGGAGCUGCAGGGAGCUGAACCAAAGAACAGAAAAACUGAGCCUAGCUCAAUUAAUUUUACAAAACUGGGGACAUCCAAAGCCAGAGAUAGGGGAAAUUUUGUCUUGCCCAGAUAAAGUCUUGUUUGUCAUCGAUGGCUUUGAUGAACUCAGGUUUCCUGAGGAUUUUGAUAAAAGUAAAAGCUUAUCCUGUGAUUUGAACACACCUCACUCAACAGCAGCAGCUGUGGUAGAAAGUCUCCUCAGCAGCAAGAGCCUUUCAGAAGCAUGCUUUCUUGUCACAACAAGACCAUUAGCCGUAGGAAUGCUGGAGACCCAAAUGCAAGGCGACCUCUGGGCAGAGAUUGUGGGCUUCUUGGAGGAAGACAGAAAGGAGUUUUUCAAGAAGUUUUUCAAAGAUGAAGAGAAAGCAGCCUUUGCCUACAGUUAUAUCCAAGAAAAUGAUGUAGUGUUCACCAUGUGUUUCAUCCCCCUCAUCUGCUGGAUUGUCUGUACAACCCUGAGCCUUCAAUUGAGGUAUAGCAAAGCGCUCGAUCAGAAGGUGAGCACAACCACCGAAAUAUUUACCUAUUUUGUAGCCACUUUAUUGCAGUCCCAUGGUCGUCCACAGACAUCCACGCAAGACCUUUUUCACAACCUUGGAUCAUUGGCCUAUGCUGGUGUGAGGGACCAGAAAGUGCUAUUUGAUGAGAGCACCCUGAGAAAGUGUAACUUGGAGGUGUCAAAAGGUCCAUCAACUUUCCUCACGGAAUUGCUGCAGGCAGACAUUUUUGUGGAAACUAUCUAUAGCUUUGUCCAUUUGACGGUUCAGGAGCUGUUUGCCGCCUUGUUCACCUUCUGGAACAAGGAGAAAGCUUCUGAGCUCCUGAAAGAAGCCUUUGUGGAGAAUAAAAGCCAUUUGAUCUUAACUGUUCGCUUUCUGUUUGGAUUGAACAACGACAAGUCACUAAAGCCUUUGAAAAGGUACUAUGAAACCUGCAUGGGCAUUUCAAAGGAUGAGCUGCUGAAAUGGACUAAGAAGGCAUUUCUUAUUUGCCAGGAACAGGGCGAGCAAAACCAUCUCCUGGAGCUGUUGCAUUGUUUGUUUGAGAUUCAGGAUGAGGAGUUUGUCAUAAGUGCUUUGGAGGAGAUCAAGGAAGUGGUCUUCCUGGAGAACAAUCUAGGGCAGGAUGACCAACAGGUGAUACUAUACAGUCUGCAGCAUGCCAAGGAAUUCAGUCAGCUGAAAUUGGCCGGUCUGAAAGAGAGAGACGUGAUCAAACUGGUUCCGUUGUUAGGGAAAUGCAGACAGAUCUAUUUGAAUGCCUCUGGAAUCUCAUUGUCUACGGUACACAAAGUGUGUGCUUACCUUUCACAAAAGCUUAGAAUGACCAGACUGUAUGUGGAGCACGAAGAAGAAGAAGAUGUAAUGUAUUUUACAGUGGAAGCAAGCUGUGAAAGGGACCCUUGCACAAUUACUUUAGAUAACCUUCCUGAAGACACUGCCAUUGCAAUUUGUGACCACGUUAUUCCAGCUCACCCUGGCAUUGUCGCCCUUGAUGUGAACAAGAUUCAGGGAAGCGAGGAAUUUGUAAAUAGCCUGAAGAAUAGUCUUCUGGACUCGGACUGCAGACUGGAAUCAGUGGGCUUCAACAUUGAGAACCCCAGACUCCAGGCUUUCCAGGACAUCUGCCAACAUCUUGCUACUUACCGUAGCCCGAGAAAAUUCCUCUUAUUUCGAAGGUAUGAGGAGGAUGAAAUACACUUUGGAUAUGAGGCAAAGGAUGAGAAGAGUGGCAACAGACUCCAAACGAAAAAGAAGAAUAAAAAGAGAAAGGGAAAGAAUGAGGCACAGAAAAAGUGUUUUCCCUGGCCAUGUUUAAUAAGGAAAACUGGAGAGAAGAAGCAAAAGAAAAAGGACUGCAUUGCUGUCCUCGCCUGUCUCCCUGAAGAGUGUUUUCUUGAGCUCACCUUGUGGGUCACCUCCACAUUCACUCCGCUAGCUCUGUGCCUGGAUGAAAAUUCCAUCAAUGAUGAGCUGAUGAAAACAAUAUGUGAAAAUCUGAACAGUACUGAUUAUCAGCUUCAGUGCCUGAGCCUUCGCUCUUGCAGCAUAACUCAGGAGAGCAUGGCUAAUAUCUGCUCGCUAUUCCUCUGCAACACGGCAAUCUCCUUGGACCUGCAGAGCAACCCCGUGGGGGAUGAAGGAGUUAAACUACUUGCAAUAUGCCUGAAGAAUAAAGGUUGCUGCCUAGAAAAACUGAGCUUAUCAAGUGCUGCACUCACAGAAGACUGUGUUCCUGCCAUCACCUCUCUGUUUUCCCAGAAGAACACCCUGAUUUGGCUUGACCUGAGCUUUAAUCACCUCGGAGAUGGUGGAGUGAAAGCCUUGUGCUCUGCCCUGAAAGAUAAGGAGAGCCGUCUUGAGAAGCUAAUCCUUGAACACAAUGGCAUCACUAACAACUCUGAGCAGGAGCUCAUCCAACUCAUUGAAAACACCCUGUCUCUGAAAUAUCUGUGCUUGGAUGAUAAUGAGCUUACAUCCACCUCCAAAGUCCACAUCUAUGGCGUGUGGGACAAGUAUCAUGAUGAUGAGGAGGAGGAGGAGGUGGAGGAAGACUGACUGUGAGUCGCAGGUGCUGCACUCAAUUCUCCCUUCUUGGCUAUGAAGGCCAAGAACGGGCUGAGUCCCCCUGCUGUGAUUGGAGCCUGAGAUUUCAUGGAGUCUAGGGAUUCCAGCUCUGAUGCUGAGACCACCAAGCUCCAUUCUGGAGAAAGAUCUUCCUCCUCUCUCAGGAGUAAUGUUCAGGCAAGAAGCCCAAUCCUGCACCCAUUGAGGUCAAUGGGUAUUUUGCCAUUGACUUUUAAUGAGAGCAGUAUGGGACCUGUGGUACUGUGUGAGAGAUAACAGCAAAUGAAUACAUCCCUGUAAAAAUGAUAGGGUCAGCUCCUCCUCUCCUGCAGGAAAGCCAGGUGGGAGGAAUUCUCAGUAAGGAUCCCCUUACAGUGUUUCCUGUCAAAUUGCUCCAUCGUGGGUUUCUAUCCUCCCUCCUCCUACAGAAUAGGCAGAUGGUUCCACCCUCGGGACCAGCAAAUCCCUUGACAGUCACCAGAGAUAAAAAGCCACUGCUGCAGUCUCUGUUCCUCUACACUGCCUCCUGGCCCCCUGGCUGCUCUUCCUGACUCCCUGUCAGUAGCUUCCUCUAGCACCCUGAUCAGAAGGCGUCCCAUUCAGAAAAGAAUGUUGUCCUAGCUGUGUCAUGUUCUGAGCAGAGUUCCCACAAGGUUGGUGUGUUUGUGUGUGUGUUUCUCCCCAUCCUACCUCAGCCCCUCCAACUGUGUGCAGACCCUCGGAUCUAAGAAGGGUUCUCUGCAGGGCCUGGGGCAGUGUGGGGACAGGUGUGGUGAUCCAUGCACAGAGAUUCUCUCUGUAUGGAGAGCCGGGGUGCCUAAUUGUCUUAACCCCUGCUAAGAGGAUGUACUUGCUAAUUAUGCGCAUGUCACUGUGCAUUAAAUCAGCUAGAGAUGUGAGUCUCCCUUGGGAGCUAUUUGCCAUGAUGUGAGUAACCUCUGUCAGCUAAAGCCCUCCUGGAGUGAAAGUUUUUAAACAAUGCUGUGUGUUCUCUCCUCCCAGUAGCCAGCAGGGCAAUGAGCGUGUUCUUCCCACAGUCACUUGCUGCUCUAGACCAAACUUCAUUGCACCGUGACCCCCUUCUGACAACA